GUAUCAUGACCUAGUUAUUAUUGUAGUAUAUAGUGCUCUCAAACACACAUUCAAUAAUCUGUCCCUUUCUCUUCUUUUUUCGCUCUUCACCAUGAGUAGCAGCGGCGGUGAUGGUAGUGGUGGUGGUGGUGGUGGUGGUGGUGGUCAAGGCUUUAGGGGUUUGAUCCCGGGUAAUGUAAAGAAAACGAUCCAAAGGAUUAGGGAGAUUAUAGGAAAGAAGCUCAGCGAUGAAGAUAUCUAUUCAGUGCUCAAAGAGUGCGACAUGGAUCCUAAUGUGACCGUCCAGAAGCUCCUUUGUUUAGGUAUUGGUCAAGGCUUUAGGGUUUUGAUCCCGGAUAAUGCAAAGAAAACGAUCCAAAGCAUUAGGGAGAUUACAGGAAAGAAGCACAGCGAUGAAGAUAUCUAUUCACUGCUCAGAGAGUGCGGCAUGGAUCCUAAUGAGACCGUCCAGAAGCUCCUUUGUUUAGAUACAUUCCAUGAAGUGAAAAGCAAAAAACGUGAUCGGAAAAAGGAGCCAGCUGGCACACAGGGACGAGGGACCCGAGGAAACUAUUACUCUAAUUCUACCUUGUCUGAUGUUGAAGGGGGAAGGAAUGCACCUGCGCGAAGGGAAAAUGGGAUUAAUCACAUUACAGAUAGAGGUUCUAUUCCCUUGCCAGUUUCACAGAGAGGGAAAAAUAAUCCAGUUUAUAACAUCAAAAGAACUCCAACUGCUGACCCCAAUGGCACAGAAAAUUUAUCCAACAGGAACUCAAUUCAUGCACAAGUGACCAAAAUGCCUGCCGAUGGUGAUAGUAAAGGGACCAAGGUUGCUUUACCUGUUAAUGUGAAAAAGUCGGCCGCUGCCACAGUGUUACUGGGCCUGCCAGCUGUGAAGGAAUCUUCUAACUCUGUUUCACUUCAGACACUGGCCUCAUUGGUUUGUAAUCAAGAGAAGCCCAUACUAAGUUCAAAAGAGUCCUCAACUGCUGCCAUAACUCCUGUAUCUGGUGUCUAUUCCCCUGCUUCAGAUCCUGCAUUGGCACCAUCUUUGCCUCACCAUGCUGGUGCAGUUGGCACAGUUGAGCAUGAAGUAGGUAGGCAGCAGGAAGCUGUAGUCAACCAUAUUCAAGGAAAUAACACAAUCUCCAAUGAUUCAAACUCUGUACACUCAGAUAAGGCCCCUCACAUACCAAAUGCUGCUGAACAGAUUGACCCUUCUGUGUCUGUAGAACCCUCUUUACCUGAAGCAAAUACAUCAGAGGUUGCAACUGUUGCAGUUAAAGAUGGUUCUAAAUUGCCUCUAAGUUUAAAUACUCUUGAUGGUAAACAUGUUACUUUUCCUACCCACUUCCAAGUCUCUGAAGCAUUAAAAACUGGCUUGACUUUUGGAAGCUUUGAUCCUAGUUUUGGACUACUAAUGACAUAUAACAAUGAUACCAAUGGUGAGAUCAAUUCAGUGCAUGCUGUUGAGUCUUCUCAAGGAAGUGAUGUAACUGUUGAAGAACCUUCUCCCAGCAAUCAAAGUGUAUCAUCAGCUUUGCAAGGAGAUGCUUCUGAACAACCACAAAUUCCUACUGUGUUUGAGAAAGUGCUUGAAUCAGAUGGCAACAAUUUAUCUACUGCUGACUUGAAAAAUAUUCAGUCAAAUAAGGAAAUGAGGGUACAGUCAGAAAGUAAUCAGAGCCAAAAUGUCCCAAGCUAUAAUUUUGGCUUCAUGCCACCCUUGUCGACAAGCCACUUUGUGCAGUUUAAUGGACCUGCAGCUCAGGCACAUGAUGUUUCUUGCUUUUCAAACGGUGUUAAUGGUAAUGCUCCAGCUUCUUCUAGUAGUUCAAUGCCACCAGUUUCCAGCUCUGUUGCUGUCCCUCCACAAGCAGUUCCUCUUUUCAGGCAGUCAUUCCCUCCUAACUACUUCCCUUAUGGCCAUUAUCUUUCACAUUUCUUAAUACCACCAAUACACCAAUUCUUUGGCCCUAAUGGUCUCCCUCAGCAACCUUCAACUGGCAAUAUCUAUCUGCCACCAGGAGCACCUUCUUCUGGGGUCAAAUUCCCUCUCCCACAAUUCAAGCCUGGAACAAAUGCUGGAGGUGCGACUCACAUUACAAUUCCUUCUAGCUAUGGUUCAUAUAACCCUCCUCUUGUUGGUUUCAAUCCUGUUCCUGUUGCAUCCUCUGGGGACUCUACUGGUGAGGAGGAUCUAGCAGCUUCUCAGUUGAAGGAAAAACGUGUGUACACAACAGGAACAAUGAGUGAAGGUCCAGCUCUCUGGAUGCCAACACCAGGGCAAGAGUUAUCAAACUUGCCUCUUAGUUCAUUGAUUAACCUUUCCCUUCAGGGACAUGUUGCUUUCUCUCCUGCACAGGCCGGUCAUGGUGCCUUUGCUGGACUUUAUCAAACAGCACAGACAAUGGCAGCUCCUUUAAGUGUCAAUCCCCCCCACCAACAAUCACAACCCACAGCUGCUGAAACCAUGGGACCCCCAACUGCUUAUCAACAGCCUCAACUUCCACAGUUAACUUGGAAUGCUAAUUACUGAACUACAUAAUUUUAUGGAAUGGGGCCUAAUGUUGAGCAGGAAUGGAGGAAGAUUGGGAGAGUUAAACACCUGGCUUGCUUUUGAGUGUAAAUAGUACAGGCAUGGCAGCAAUUUUAGUGUGAUAUCAGUGGUGGGGAAACAUGUUCAACCUAUUUGAAGAAGCAUUGACAGAAAUGGAGCUUGUUGAGGGCUUUUUUUCCUUUUUCUUUCUUUUUUUUUUUUUGGUUGGUUACCUUUUCCCCUCAUUCCUGGGUAGCAAACAUUUUGCAGUUUCUAUUCAAGUUAUUCUUCUGAAGAUUCUAUAGGAAAUUUUUAAGGAGGUGAAUAGAGUAGGUGGGAUUUUUGCCAAAUUUUCAUUUGUAAUGUCUCACCUGUAUAUUAGAUUUUGAUAGCAAGGGAUUAUGUAGCACUGAAAUUGGUAUAUGGAAAGUACUAUUUAAAAAAAAAUGGCAAAGGUA
This is a messenger RNA of Rubroshorea leprosula, 2976 nucleotides long. Lineage: Eukaryota; Viridiplantae; Streptophyta; Magnoliopsida; Malvales; Dipterocarpaceae. The record is from the annotation of a GenBank genome assembly.